AUGCAUGGGAUCUUGGCCAUUUCCGCCCUGCACAAGUCACGAACCGAGCCGGAGACCAGUCAGAAGUACCUGGUUCGCGGGGUCCGUCACCAAAACAUCGCGCUUUCCUUCUACCGCAAUAUUAUUGAUGAUUUCAGAAAGAAGAUGAUGGAAGAAAACUGUCACGCCGUGAUGGCCUUUGCCAGCCUGACCAUUGCGUUCGCCUUUGCCGACGUCGACACAGUCCUUGCACGCGCGUCUGGCGUAGCAGCACGAUCCACCGUUCCAGAAUGGAUCCAUCUCCUCCGUGGUUGUCGCAAGGUUCUCCAAGUCAUCAAGUCCUGGAUCAUCAAGGGCCCUAUGGCCUUCCACCUCCAACAGGCAGAAAGCGACAUCGAUCUCUCUCGCAACCCUGACGAUGCGAGGCUCGCUGGCCUCGAGGUCCUUUUCGAGGGGCAAGACUCAUCCCGGCAGCUUCCGGAUAGCGAAAGAGACGUCUAUCGCACAACCCUAAGACUUCUGCGCCAAAGUUUUGAGAUAUCUCUAUCACCGGACCAACCUUUGGGGAUCAAGUUCUCCUUGUUCUUGUGGACUGAACGCUUCCCGCAGGAAUAUCUCGAGCUCCUGGACCGGCGGAAACCUGAGGCAGCUAUUCUCCUGGCCCAUUUCUGCAUUCCGCUGGAACGAGGCGCUGCCUCUUGCGACAAUUGGAGGGUUGUGGAUGGCCUGGCCACUUCAGCAGAUCAAACCCGGCUAAUCAGUGGAUUAUGGGAAACAAAUUGA
Messenger RNA from Cladophialophora bantiana CBS 173.52, 762 nucleotides. RefSeq lists its product as uncharacterized. Gene Ontology annotation, biological process: regulation of transcription by RNA polymerase II. NCBI's taxonomy places the organism in Eukaryota, Fungi, Ascomycota, Eurotiomycetes, Chaetothyriales, Herpotrichiellaceae. The record is from RefSeq and is a predicted model, not a curated record. Gene Ontology annotation, molecular function: DNA-binding transcription activator activity, RNA polymerase II-specific. The coding region runs from base 1 to 762 and encodes 253 amino acids. The transcript is spliced from 2 exons.